UAGAUUGAGAUAUGACAGCUCUCUGUUUUUUUUCUCGUUUUCUGUUUCGAUUUUAUGACCUUUCUCCACUUCACUUCCUCCUCCAUUUCUGGCCGCCGAUGGCCCUACUCCUCCUCCUCCACCACCGCCGCCGCACUCCUCUAUCCCUCCUCCUCCUCCUCCUCCUCACUUCCUCCAUUGCCGCCCGCCCCACUCCCAUCGACCAGGAAGCAGAACCAAAGCUUCUUCCACCAGGAACAAAGGAGCCAUUUUUGACACGGCGGAGACUCAGCGGACCAGGGUCGUCCCCGCCCACUUGUAGAUCCAAGUGCGGUAGUUGCCGCCCGUGUACGGCUGUGCACGUCCCUAUUCAACCGGGCCUUAGUUUGCCCUUGGAAUAUUACCCUGAAGCUUGGCGUUGCAAAUGCGGCAACACCCUCUAUAUGCCAUGAAAUUUUAGCAAAACAAAAUAAAAUAACAAUCCUUUUUUUUUUUCUUCUUCUUCUUCUUUGUCAAAUAUAUUCUGCUGAUCAAUUGUUUUUGCCACUUGUAGUCACUUCAAUGGGAGUUCUUUUUUUUUUCUUUUUUCUUUUUGAAAAAAUGUUCAUAUGAUAUAUAAUGUCAUCGAAACUUGAAAUCCCCCAUUGUUUUUUGUUUUGCUGCGUUGGGAAAGAAAGUUUAAGCACUUUGGAAAUGCAAUAGUUUUUAUUUUAUUUGGCCA
Molecule: messenger RNA, 700 nt
Organism: Cucumis sativus (cucumber)
Lineage: Eukaryota; Viridiplantae; Streptophyta; Magnoliopsida; Cucurbitales; Cucurbitaceae
Product: EPIDERMAL PATTERNING FACTOR-like protein 5
Exons: 2
Coding region: 12-431 (139 amino acids)
Biological process (GO): guard cell differentiation; stomatal complex development
Source: RefSeq, a predicted model, not a curated record